Messenger RNA from Theileria parva strain Muguga, 1326 nucleotides. Its product is annotated as RNA pseudouridylate synthase family protein. The coding region runs from base 1 to 1311 and encodes 436 amino acids. Gene Ontology annotation, molecular function: RNA binding; pseudouridine synthase activity. The transcript is spliced from 3 exons. Lineage: Eukaryota; Apicomplexa; Aconoidasida; Piroplasmida; Theileriidae. The record is from RefSeq and is a predicted model, not a curated record. Gene Ontology annotation, biological process: pseudouridine synthesis.
AUGUUAAUAAAAUGUACAAUAGUAAUAGGUGUAGUCUUGGGAUUUAUUAGGAAUCCGCAAAGUUAUUAUAUGAAGAGAAAAUUACUCUACUCUCAACAGGAGGAAGAGCCUUAUAGAUUUGUUGAUGGGUUUAGACUUGUUGUACCCUACAGUAAUGUAUAUAAGACGUUUGUGAAGGAACGUUGGCUUGGAAAGCCUCUUCAAAAGGUACUAAAGGACGAAUUUGCAGCGUUUACGCCAGAUUAUAUCAAUUUCGCCAUUAAUAAAAAUAACAUUAAAGUCAUUUUACAAAAUGGUGAGGAGUUGGAUAAUACCUCUGAGAAUGUGUUGGACCACAUUUUAAAGCCAAAUGAGCGUAUUAUACACGAGGCCAUUGUCCACGAGCCUGUAGCUCUUAACUCUAAUAUACCAGUUGUAUGGGAGAAUGAAGAGUAUAUAGUAGUCUCAAAACCUACAAGUAUUCCCGUUUAUCAAACUGGAACCUAUAAAUACAACUCUUUGAUGGAGAUUAUGAGGCGUGAACUCCCCUCGUGCCGUGGGAUUAAACUGUUUACUAUUCACAGAAUUGAUAAACUCGUUUCAGGACUAGUUGCCUUUGCUAAAAGUGCCAACUCAGCCUCUGAACUAUCUCAGGCUAUCAGGGAUAAUGAGGUCAAAAAAGUAUACAUAGCAAGAGUUAACGGUGAUUUUUCACAUUUACUCAAUAAUUCACACCGUGAUAGUGGAGAUAAAAGUGACGAUUCGUUAGAAAAUGUAUUUGAGAGUGUAGGAUACAUGAGAGUAAUUAGUAAAAAAGAAGGAAGAUAUGAGUUUGUGGGUGAGAAUGCCGAGGAUGAGAGUUAUAAGCCCUCAGUGACUAGGUUUAAGUUUAUAAAAUAUAACAAGGAUCUUGACGAAUCACUAGUUUUAUGUUCGCCAAUUACCGGAAGAACACAUCAAAUCAGGGCAAAUUUGAGAUAUUUGGGUCAUCCGAUUUCAAAUGAUCCUUGGUACAAUAAUGAAGAGUUGACAGACGGGAGUAAGUAUUUCAAGCCCAUUCCUCCAAUUAAAUGGUCAAUUAACGAGGAAGGGAAUUGGUGUAUACCUCAGCUUAAUUUUAAUGAUUCCAGUACAGAUAAAGUUAAUGACGAUGAUCACAAGUUUCACAUUGGUCUGAAUAAUGAAGUAAUUAAUGGUUCUAGUAGAAUUUGUUCUGGAAUAUUCUUGCACUCCUUGAGGUUUAACUGGUUAAAUCACUUUGAUGUCGUCGAUUCUCUUCCAAAAUGGGUCAACGAUUUCAACAUUUCAACCAAACUAAAUCCAACCCUUUAACGUAGUAUCAUAGUA